UACAACAGCCGCUGCAGCUGCAGCUACAGCUACAACAACCGCUGCAGCUGCAGUUACAGCUACAACAACCACUGCAGCUGCAGUUACAGCUACAGCUACAACAACCGCUGCAGCUGCAGCUACAGCUACAACAACCGCUGCAGCUGCAGUUACAGCUACAACAACCACUGCAGCUGCAGCUACAGCUACAGCUACAACAACCGCUGCAGCUGCAGCUACAGCUACAACAGCCGCUACAGCUGCAACAGCCGCUACAGCUACAACACCCCCUGCAGCUAC
Rotaria socialis is the source of this 279-nucleotide messenger RNA. NCBI's taxonomy places the organism in Eukaryota, Metazoa, Rotifera, Eurotatoria, Philodinida, Philodinidae. The record is from the annotation of a GenBank genome assembly.